Messenger RNA from Rotaria sp. Silwood2, 438 nucleotides. The record is from the annotation of a GenBank genome assembly. NCBI's taxonomy places the organism in Eukaryota, Metazoa, Rotifera, Eurotatoria, Philodinida, Philodinidae.
AUGUCAACUUCAACUCCAUGUUUGAAUUCUCAACAUUUACCAGUAAAAACUCAAUUAAGUGAAAAAAUUCGACAACAAGUUGAUGAUAGACAUUGGCAAUUAUUUGAAACACGUUUAAAAAAUUCAUUUACAAAAAUUCAUAAAGAAAAUUAUACAAAAUCAAAUGAUUAUGGUUUAGUAAAUUGUUGGAAAAAAGCUGAUCAAUCACAAUUACUUAUUGAACCUAAUCAACGAUGGCAAACAUUCUGCUCACAAUUAACAACGAAAUCGAAUGAAACUGAUCGUGUUUUGUCUAUAUUUCAUAAUGUUUGGCUUAAUGAUUGGCAUAGAACAGAAAAAUCUAAUACGAAUACAAAUGAAAAUACAUUUUUAAAACAUUUAUCAUUAAAUGAACAUGAUAAAAAAGUUAUUUCUUCAAUUCUUCAUAAAAAAAAUUAA